GGCGCAUCGGUGAUGCCUUUCUUCCGCUAUUGUUUAAAUUGUAAACCGUUAACGCGCGCCAACGACCUGUUCAAUCAAAAUAUUGUGUAUCAAAAGCCUCCUAAAAAGAUCAUGUCACGGUGUAGAGGGGAAUAAUUGCCAAAAAUCUGGAGCUAAUUUUUGUGCGGGCCUUUCUCAUGGGUUAGGAAGCCAUGGAAGAAGUUUUGUCCAGCCUAGCUCACGAUGCCACGUCGAACAAAGUUAAGACUGUUCGGGACGCGUGUAUUUCGGCGACGGGUAAGCUACGUGCCGUUGGGCAAAAGUCUCUGCUGAAUGAACGAAAGGCUGAUUAUCUCGGUUUUCGCUUUUCAGAUGGUUUAUUCAUCAAUCGUAAUGGAACGCGAAAAAUGCAACCACACGAGCUUAGGUAAGAAAUUCACAGUAAAGGCCCUUACGCCUUGUCACUCUGGUACGGGUAGGAAAGCGGAGGCAGUGAUGGAUGUUUUAAGAGCAGCUAAAGACAGCGUCCUGUUCUUUUUCUCAGGGAGAAGUGUUUCUUGCCUCUCAAACUUGCUCUGGAAUCAAGAUCAAGCAAAUUAUCUCUCCACGCCAUAAACGGACUACAGGUUAGGAACUUUUUUUUCGUAAGAGACUUAUUUGAGGCUAUGACUCUUGUUAUUUUCUGUUUUGCACGGUCAAUGAAUGGGAAUAGUGUUAUUAAUUAAUGAACGCCUUUGAUGAAAGGGGUUUGAAGUUAAACCAAUUCUACGGAUGAGAAAUCCGGGUCUUCCGAGAAAACGAGCUAGAAUAUGGCACGAUAGAAAAGAAAAGAACGUAAUUAAUCCGAGAAAACAAAUACCUCAUUUCCAUUACUGUUUAUUAGGAUAUCAUUUUAGGGAUGGAAACAAUAUUGAAUUUUGUCCCUCUAAUUUGAAUCUCUGCUGUUUCUUAAGUUUGAAUUCUUAUCAUUAACUUUCAUUUCCAUGACAAGCUUCCGUAACUUCGAUACAGGGUAUCAUUUGCAGAAAUAUGGAGCAUUAUCACCCCAUGAUGAAAAACUUUACAAAAAUACGACAAUAUAUAUUAACAGUGUUUAUGCCAAUAUGUCUCAAUUCCAACUCCAGUUUGUAUUGAAUCAGCUGACUGAAUAAUAAUUUAUUUCUUAAUUUUCUAAAUUGAUUUUUUUCGCUCUCUCCUACCUCUGAUUAUUCUCUUUGCGCAUUAUUGUGUCCUCGAUUUUAUUAUCGCUUACAAAAAAGAACGUGUUUGUUUUGGACACUUUUCCGAGUACUUCCCGCUAAUUCACACUUUUUGAGUUUCCACUAUCCCAUCUACAGGAGCGUUAUUUAACAGGCUUUCACUAAUGGGAGGUCCGAUCAUGAAAAUGGAACACUUUUAACAUUCGUCUGACAAAACUAUUUGUUCAGGCUUCCACAGUAGCUACAGCAACUGUCUUUACUAAAAGUGGCCUUGUUUUAGGUCUGUUAACCGUUAAUCUCAAAGAAAGAAGAUUUUCUCGUUAUUAACAUGGAACUAUUAACCUUGCUCUAGAUCUAAACCAAAACAAGGCAUUUUUAGCUGAGUACAUUUAGAGAGAUUAGUUUCUAAAGAAUCUCUCAUUUAUGUUUGGUACCACUAUAAAUAAUUUAUUCCAUCCUCGUGGAAUAGAUCAAUCGCUCGUAUUUAUUAAUGUCAGCUUGAAAUGCGCGUUAAUUUUGGUCUUAUCUCUCCCCAUAACCUGUCGUUUACGAGAAAUUAUAAUUUGGACAAAAGUGGUUAACUCGGGCGAUAAAUUUUCUUAAAAUGCGAAUCUUUGUACCGAGUUUAUAUUCUUUCUUCGUUGGUAGGUAGAGUAAAUUGUACGCCCGCGGCCCCGUGUAUCUCAGCUCCCGUGUGCCACGUACAUCUCAAUAAAUUGGAUGCAACAUCUUGUUGCUCAAGGAAUCCUACAGUUGCGUUUGUUAUACAAAAUACCAGAAAAGGCUCGCUUUUCGAUAACGCGUCCCUGCCGUUUGGUAACCUGUUAUUGUCAAUUCAUGACUUUCAGGCUAGUUUUUCGUCCUUUUGUUCGUUACAAUCACCAUCACAAAAGUGAAUCAUUUGGCCCUGGUUUAAGCCCGUUGCGUUUUCGUCUUGAGUUAAAAAUUGAGAUUUGUUUUUCGUCUCAAAAGUAGGAAUGUAAACGCUCACUAAGAUAUCAAAUGCGUUUCGUCAAUAGUCCGAGAUUUAAAUUUCACACCAGCAUUUCUGCCGGUCGUUUUAAGUGUCGAUACCUGUAAUAUUCGUCACCAGAGAGAAAAGAGAGUCUUAGUUUUAAAUAACACUUCAAAUGACAUGAUUAUUGGAGUUAUAACAACCAAGUGAUUCAAUACCAUACAUUAAUCCACAGAGUCUUUUCGCUUUUAUGUUGGUUUAUUGAUUGAAAAGAAGUAGGGCGGAGAUAAAUAUUGCCUUUUUGCGUCAACUUUUGCACUUAAAAUUUUCCAUUGUUUAUAACAGAGUUCAUUCCGUUUCCAGAAUGAAUAGGAGUUCGACUUCAAGCCAGGUUAUGUCCCCACUGAGAACGUUUAUUCUCUACUCGUCCAACCUGAGGUUUUGUUCACACAUACUCCAUAAUUAUAAACGAAGGCAACGAAAACGUAAAAAAUGCGAACAAGGUCGAGUAGGCAAAACAACAACUUUGCACGUGCAGCAAAGUUUUUGGUACAUUUCUUCGCCGUCACUGUACGACUAUUACGUUAAAAUGCCUACUUCGAUUUCCACGUGACCCAACUGAGAGACGACAAAAUUUUCUUUCUCUUUCUGGACUUGGACAUUGUCAUUAGGGAUUCAACUCCAGAAGGGUUCGUAGACUUUCCAAAAGUCCUUCGUCGGAUUUCAUAUGGUGCGGGACGAAGGACGACCUCUCGCGACUUCGUCGCUCGCGGUCGGCCCCUUCACGGCCAAAAAGGGCUCGCUCCGCUCGCCAAGAGGUCGACUUGUAGCAAGUCUAAAGGGUUCGCUAUCCUGUAGAGUCGUUAAUUCGCGUUUUAAGGCGAAGUUUUCGUCGCGGUCACCGUCGUGGUAUCUUAAACUCCCUAUUAUAAAUGUUUACCGCUGUCUACAAGACAUGGGGGACCGUUUGUGAAAAUAUCGAUUCACUCACGAUUGCUUACGUGUGGAUGGAAGGUUCAAACGCCCGUUAAAAGUCUAUAUGCGCUUACAAACUUAUUGUGAACAUGGCCUGUGAAGGUCGCUACAGUCGAAGCUCUUCUUGCGACAAUUCAUCCAGCCAAAACUUCAACUUGAAUAGUGAAACCACGUUUGAAAAGUUUUGGUAAGCGACGGCUUCGGUUUGCGCGGACCACCAUCCCUUCGGUGAAAUACCCUGAAGGUCAUUUCGUCUGCUUUUAAGUUCCCUAAAGAGACCACUUUAUCCCGGGGAGGGGGACUUAUGGGAAGUUUGGUUGGGGUGUGUCGUUGAGGCAUUUAAUGUGAAGGGUAUCCUUACUUAUUAAAGGAAAACUAGCGCUAAAGAAAUCAUUGCAAAAGUCAGAAUUCACAGUUGACGUAAAUAGCAAAGUUAAAACCUUGUCUUUCAACCGUACAGUCAUUGGUAUGAUGACCGAGCGUAAUCAACAUUCACACAAAAUCUGUAGUAGCAAUGAGAAUUUUCCAAGCAAAGUCCAUGACAUUUUCAUUAGUUAAACUUCAUGUUCUACGUGGCUUUGCCGCGUUCGUGUAGUUUUGACAGUACGAAUACAGAGUUCAAAUAAUACUCUUUGUGUCAGAUAUAGCAUUACUCAGUGCUCAUAGCUAUUAGCUGUUACUUUCCUUUUGAAUUCUGUCUAAUAUCUAAAUAGCAGCUACUAAAAUACGCUGUCAUUGCCUUUUAUUUAAUAUGUUCUCAUUUGUCAUCAUGACCGACAGGCAUCAUUAAAUGAAAACGAUGUGUUAUUUACAAUAUAGUGUCUCUCCUGUUAAUACUGCAACCGUCAUUACCAUAUCGUUCGUACAUUGUCUAAAUCAAACUACUUCUAGAGCUUUUUUUCUUCCUUUGACUUGAAGCAGAACCAAAACGCUAACGACUUAUGCUUAAAUCACUUGCCACCCAUGUCGAAUCACUUACACGAAACGGUAGAAGAAUUUUCUAGCUUGCAUACAGACGUCUCCUUUGCCAGAGUGAGAGAAAGAUUUGGUAUAUAAUUUUCUUUUCUGACAACCAAACUUUGAAAAACUAAGGCACUCAAAGGAAUGCCCCCUGGUGAAGUUUUUUUAAGAAAUAAAGACGUUAUAAAAAGUCAUUUUCCACAACUUAAAAUGACUUUUCUAUUCUAUUUUUACGAGGUUUUACUUUGAUAGCGCUCUUCUAUCACAGUUCACAAGGUUUUCGUACAUGUUAUCUACAUCGCUUUGACGACUUUGAUGGUUCCCAAUUAUGGACUGACAAACUAAUUCUUCAAGUGUGAGCAUCCGUUUAUUUUAAUAAACCGAUGGUCACAGGAGCCCAUACCCGGAGCGAGCAACUCCUAUACUAGACCUAUGUCACGGCGUUUUUACGGACCAGUUUAUUUUUAGAUACAUUUUAGAGCACUUUUUCUAGCCUGCGUAGCAGGUGCUUGGAAGUAGUGGGCGCAAGAAAGAACUGGCUCACAAGAGGGAGACACGCGAGGGGAGAGGGAACUCCCUCUCUCCUCGCGUGUCUCCCUCUCGCGCGCCCGUUCUUUCUUGCGCCCACUACUUCCAAGCGCCUGCUACACAGGCUACACUUUUUCCCGCGAAAAUAGAAUCUCCACCAUGUCCUCUAUGAGCGCAUUCGAAGUAUAAGAUUUCAAAGAGGAAAACUGUACUAAACGUUAGGUUUUGCUGACUGAAUUGUAAAAUUUAAAAGAUAUUCAAAAUUCGCGCCAAAACCGUUGUAAAAAUAAACUGGUCCCGGAAAACGUCGUCACACGAACGCAUGCAAGUUGCUCGCUCCGAGUUAUAGGCUCUUGAUGGUCAUAACUGAGCCCGCUGUACCAAGCGCAGGAAUAUCAGACUCGAAGCUGUAUCCUGGCAACACGCAGCGCAUGCUCAACAAAGAUCGUACUCAAUUCCUGCUAAGUCUUUCUCAAGUACGCCAAAAUCGAGCAAGCGAAAGAAAAGGUCUACUAGCAGGAUUCCAAUAAUGCAAAAUAAAUCGAUCAAAAUCAAAAAUGUUUUGGAGUGAAAGUCGUACAAGGAGUAGAAAAUAGAACCUUUCAAACCGCACCACUCCCCCUCCAAAACAUCUUGAAUGUUCAAUUGCGAGGUUCCGAAUUCUAUGGAACCCAUCAAAUUUGUCAAAAAUUUGAAAAACACUAGUUGUAAAAGAUGUCCAAUAUCUUGUGUGUUAUUGAUAUGUCAAUAUGUUGUGCAGUAUUGGUGAGCGCCAUAUUCGCUGUAAUUCAAAUUUUGGGUUGAGUAAGUAAAGUAAGCAAAAUGAUGAGUAACUAAAGUAUUAUACCAAACCACCCCUCAAAUUUACAAUCUUAUGACAAAAGUGACAUGAUCACAUAUCACACGUGGCAAAGCGCUAAUUAAUGCGUAUUUAUUUUGCUAGUUUUGCUCAUUUGACAGUUUGACUUUUUGACGAAUUCAAUUUUUAGAAGCUGAUUUCUGAUGACCGUUUCCGGUCGGAGAAUGAGGAAGACCCCGAAAGCCAACUUCCGGUUCAAUUCCUGUCCACAGUAGCGUCCACUCCCUCUCUGGCAGACGAAGUACAAGUGGAAGUGAUGAAGGUCCGUCUCAUUAUGUCUUUAUUUUCCUUUUAUAUAUCAGUAUUGCAUAAAUUAGAUAUUAAGCUUUAAGGUCGACUGAGAUAGCGUGUUUUAAUUGCGUUAAAAGUGUGGCUCUUUGAUUCUUUGCUCGGUGCCCUCAAAGGCACCGCUCUCAAGAAACUGAAAGCAAAUAAACGGCGCUUAAAGAACAAACCUUUAGACAAAAGUAUAGACUAAUAUAUAUGUCACUACGGGACUUUCUCAAUUCAACUCUUCGUUUCUUUUCAGACUUUUUUUUAUCUAGGCAGUUUUUCAUUUCAGCUAAACAGGCCAAAGAUAUGAAUUUCCUAGGGUAAAUUAAAUAAAACUUUACACGUGUAAUUUACAAGUGUAACUAUUGUUGUCAGACUCUAAAACAAUGGCUACACUUGUAAAUUUUUUAUUAAAUUGACCCACGUUUCUUUCUCCAAUUUAUAUUACGAGAGACACUUUGAAAACUUUCUGCUUUCUAAUUCAAUGAGAUAAUAAGCAUGUUCAACAUGAUUUCUUCAUAACUGUACCUUUUAGGCGCUUCAUCUUUGUUAACAAAGACUGUAUGUUACUUUUUGUCAUUCAAUAACAGCUUUUACUGAUUAUAACCUGUUCCGCUUCUUGUGAAGUACACGGGGAAUAUCUCAUCAAACUAGCGGAGGUGAGGCUUAUAAUUAGUGAUAAUAAACUUGGGUUUGCAUGAACUUUUCCGAUCGAGUCAUACAAGAUUUAAGACGGAUUAAAGCAAUUACUUUGCCAAUCAGGACGCCCCAAAACAAUUCAAAAAACUAAUCAGAGCCGGAGGAAAACAUUUCCAGCCUGCGAAAAGCGCGAAUAGGCAUCUGGAAAACAAAGUGUGAGCAAGUCAUUAGUGGUUUUUGCCCUUUGAUUGGACGAGGUCAGUCUUCUUGGGUAAGGGUUAUCGGCCUGAAGCGAGGGGUAAACGCACGAGGCGAAUAAAUCACAUAACCACGAGCUGAAGGCCGAUAAACGGCUUAUUUUUACAUUGGCGAGGAUUCCUCAAAGGAUGCAAAAAUACAGUGACGAAAAAUGUCUCUAUUGUUCAUCAUUAUUUUGUUUUUUAACACUCCAUGCUGGCACAGGCGGCAUUUAAAAGAUCCUCGGCGUUUUAAUUAUGUUAGUUUUUCAAAGUCGCAUUUCAAAUUAGUUGUUCGCAGUGAAUGCUAGAAACAGCCGAAAGAGUCAGAAGUAGAGCCGUUUAUUACUCAAAAUAAAGCAGCUUCGGUGGAGGUACUGCGAUUGAGCUUUCGAAAAACAAUUAUGAAUCUUCAUUUGCGGGUGCAAACAACGAGCAAGCAGUUGAGAAUUUCAAUUUUCGCACUGAUGAUCUUUCGACCGACCGGCAUGUUUACAGACAAAGAAGAUUCCGGGCGAGGGAUCACUACAAGGAAAUUCAGUCGAGGAAUAAAGCAAGAAUACCACAAAACACGAAGAGGCCAACUACAUGUCUUCAUGGAGGUCGCGAGUUUGGGUUGACUGGUUAAAGAACGGAACACCUUAUCCAGCGACAUGAACCAACAACUAAGAAUAUCCGUGAAUGUGGCGCAAAAGAAACACUGCUCAGUUUAAUUUUAGUAAUUAUGGCUUCGUGUUUAAUAUUUCCAAUAAGCUUUUGUAAAUUUUUUCUUAGCUUUUCUUUAUGAACAGCUAAUUGAAAUGCGAGGGGAUUAUGUAUUAGUAUGCAGGGGGAAUAAGUCACUUAUCUCCCUUGCAUACUAAUACAUAAUCCCCUCGCAUUUUAAUUAGCUGUUCAUUAGCCCCGCUCUGCCCUCCAAACAAUCAAAGCCGCACCCAGCUUUUCAGACAGUUCAUCCAGGGGUUAUGUAAUAUAUUCCCCCCGAAAAGAACAAAGGAAUCCGAGCUUAUGUAAAAAUAAGAAUUGUUAACCAAUUGCAAAGACUAAACCCGUGUAAACUGAUAAAAGAAAUACAAUGACACAAAGCUUGAGAUUUGGGAUAGAGAGGUCACUCCAAUUUGUGUGCACAGUGUCUGCUUUGAAGAUUCAAACAUUGUGUGGUUACCUAAAACUGCGAUUCUACAAAUUCCCAAUUUUUGAACACCGCUAUUGACAGGACAGUUAAUGUUAUUUUCAGAGAAAAGAGUCUUAGCUUACUCUUCAUAGCUGAAGUAAACUUAGUAUAAUUCGUUUGAAUUUUAACAGCCUAACUUCUUUGUGGAAACUAAAACUUGUGUAUAAGAAACAUAUAAUAGUCACUAUACGGAUUUAUCCAGUGUGGGUGAUGCGAAUACCCUGGUUAAUUUUUGUGACCUAUAGGCCUUUUCUUAUGAUAAAGAAAUGAUAAGACACGGGUGAUAAGACCAACAUUUCUUUUUCGGAGGUGUAUAGUAGUGGGGGAACUAAAUUUGUUAAACGAUUCAACUUAAAGGGUAACAAGUUACAUCUACUUCAAUUUCGACAGAUAUGCAUCGAAACCUACUCUCGCUCUCAUCAGGUCGCUACCAAGACAGCGUGUCGAGCCACCUUAACACAAAUGCUAAGCUCAGUAUGUCACCGUCUACAAGACAGUCUGGCUAGUCACGUGGUAAGAAAAAAGAAACUAAGCAAGCGCAGUCAAAAGCGUGAGCUCUGGUGUCGAGAAUGAUAUUAGAACUACAGACUUGUUAAGCCGCACUUUGUCUCCAGUAGUGACAAUUUAUGAUGCAGUUGUCUAGCGUGAGCAUCUUCUUUUGCGGGACUAUAAAGUUUCUUAUGUAAGAUUACCGUUAAACGACUGUUUACAAUGCAUGGUUACCAAAUGAAUGUAACUGUUUAUGUGGAAAUUGGGCUUAUAAAUAAGCUAAGUGGACUGGAGAGACAGCCCAAGAAAUUACACUAAAUACGUUUAAUGUUAUAUAUGAUUAUUGUGGUUUUAUUUCAGACAUCUAAAAACUCCCCUUCAGAAUCCAAGAUCGUAAAACGUAAGUCUUAUUCUGUUUUCGUGAUCUUACAACAACCUGUCAUUCGAAACAGUGAAUGUGACAAAAGUAUUAGAAUUUACCACGAAACCAUGAGCUAGUAUGAAUAAAAUCUUCUACCGCGGCUGUAGAGUUGUGGAGUUUCAAAUUCAUCUGAAUGUAAAACUGAACAAAAUCAUUUCCCUCAGACGAGAAAAAUGGACGAGGUGGCCGAAUUUAUUUUGUCCACGCCGACCGAGCCUAACGGAUAUAAAAUUCUCCCGGAUGGAUCAUUUGGUUCGUCUCUAGUCGUAAUUCUCUCUGAAGAUGCCAACCAAUCGCAUAAUUUCACAAUUUUAAUUUUUUUUGUGACGUCACACUUUUCUUCUCUCCCCCCUCUUCAUGUCUGCAGACACAAACCAUGCUUCAGAUCAAGCCAAGCUGUUAAGUCAAGACGUGGUGUUGUUACUUAAACAUUUCUGCUUCAGGCUUACCGCUGGACCAAGGUGGGUGGAAAAUAAAAUAAUUAGUCACUUUAAUGUAGAAAACACAGAGAAAAAAUCCAAAAAUGUUUGAUCCUAAAAUGAGCUAAAAAAAUACAGUUGAGUUUACUUUACAGCGAAGAAAACUUCAAUAAAAGCUUAUCAGUACGAAAUAUUUUCAACUGAUCAAACUUCAGAGACGAGAGUUAGUAUACGUUCACGUGUCUUUUAUUUUCUUUUAUGUCGCUGGAGAAUGUUGUAGGGGUUGGAUUCUUUUGAGAGUUAAUAAUUCAGUCUUCAACAAAAAGUUAUAUUCAUUCUUGAGUUUUUAAGGGAUACUUUAGUAAAAUUUCCUUUUACCAGCCAAAAAACAACUAUGGCAAAUAAAAAUGCUAAUUAGUUGAGGGAAAUAUGGUGUACAAUAAUCAUAAGCAGUAAUUUCUUUUAUAUACAAUAUCUCAAAAAAUAGAAAACCGACAAAAUAAUUCCAAUCAAAUUCAAUCCUCUCUUCAGCGAACAUACAUUGAUACCGUUCAAACUUUUUUCACAAAAAAUCUGUUUCAAACUUAAUAUAGAAAGUCCUUCUAACAGACAUUUUGGUAAAGUUUACAAACCAUCCAGUGUUUAACUAAGUUCUUUGUUAAGUAGAAUUGAAGCGCUAUGUGGCUUUACUUUAAGAUGCGACGUGAUCCGUGUUUUCUCCUUCUUUUCUAUAGCUCAGCAUGAAACAAGUAGGAGAAACACGAUUCCCAAGCACGCAACUAUAAAAAAGAUAAACAUUCAAAUUCGUCUCCAAAGUUUUUAGUUUUUACUAUUGUCAGUGGUGAAUAUUGGUUCUUCGAAAAUCCUUGACUUUCUGUUACAAAGAAAUCUUCCAGUCCACCUUUGAGUUUUCAGUUGGUUUGCUUCUACUUUUCCGUUUCGUGACCUUGGAGUUGUGUUUGCAACAUCACCUUGACUGGCAUAGAAAUUGUGGACUAUUUCUGCAGGCCUUCUAUGAACUAAGAAAAUCACACUUCUGGAGUCCAAACCCCUUAUUCAAUCAAUCGAGUAAGGCUCUGACCUUCGUGGCCUUUCCAAGUCCGAUUUAAGGCUAAGUCAGAGUCUGAUAUCAUUUCUUCCAGCACUGUGCCAGUUCAAGGCAGUCAAGCCAUCCCUCUCUAUUUGGAAGCCAUCUUGGUUAUGCUUAGCAGCCUUUCUACAGCUCUGCAGCAGGAAAAAGAAUUCAUUAACGUUAUUUGGUAAGUUAGAAAUCUUGCAUUUUGUUGUUGUUGUUGUUUUUUUUUUUAAACGUUGGUAAAUGUACAUAUUAUUCGACCCUCCAGUGUCCAAAUGUUACCCAUAGUAAAAAUGUUAACAAAAUGAAUUUUGUUAGCAAGUGGAUUUCUAUUUGUCCAAAGGCUUACCGCUAUCUUUCGUCAUCUGAAUUGAAAAAUGGGAUCCUAGCCUAUAUGCCUUAUUACGUUGUAAGUUUGUUGAUUUAUCACUUUGAAAACUAUUGAAUACUGGUUGAAUUUUAAACUUAUACAACAGCUUUUGGUUUAAUUGAUUGAUUGUUUCGAGUUUUCAUCGCUACACUUUGGUUCGCAUCCAAAUCCCUCGUCCCUUUGUUUGUAAUUUGUCGGAGAUCAAACCCGUACUAUCCCGCAAGCACAUGUAUUUUUAGUUGUGAUAUGUCUAUAUUGCCUGUUUUCAUUGGCAAGAUAAGAUGAUUUGAAAUUCUUGGGAUGUAACUUAGAAAAUUCAAACUCGUCCCCAGGGCUUUCCCUCGCUAUUAAGGAGAUUUUGAGGGAAAAGUCCAGGGGAGGACGCUGCAACUUGUUUCUGAUAACAUCGCCAUUUAAUUAACCAAUAAGAUCAAAACUAGAGUUUAAUACCAUCAACUGACGUGAUUCAACUAAUUUUGACCCAGAAGGUGACUUCCACACAGGUUGUUGAAACGUCAGUCACUGUCAACAAUUUGCCCCAUGUGAGGUUAUUCGGAUUCUGGAAUCUGGCAAAUAUUUGCUUGGGGAAUACGUAAUCCCGGGCUUUGGAAUCAGGAAUGCAUCUCACGGAAUCGGGAAUCCUGAAUCCAAGUUCCACUGACAACGAAUCCGGAAUCAAGUACCUGGAAUCCGGACUCCACAGAGUGGAUUCCGGAAUCCAAGCCUGUCUCGGAUUACCUUACAUAAGAGAAAUUUAACAACAGUCCUAUUCACGACUACACUCACCCGGACGAUCAUAAUCCAACCACUUAUGAAAAGACUUUAGAGUUCAAACCUUUCACUCUUUCUCUUGAUCAGGCAACUCCUGUGUCCAGCUCUUAUCCAGUUACUGGGUAGCCCCUUGACAGACCUAAACAAACGUCCUAAAGCCAACACUCAGUUCCAAGAGGAAAUCAAUCGAGGCGGCCGGGGAAUAGGGAACUUCGCCAAGUCGACAGCAAUUGUGGGUCCAAUUCCGCGGACCAUAUAUAACAUAGCCACAGAGCUCCUGCGUCUGGUGGGUCCUUUAGCCGCCAUGAGACCUGUUUUAGAAUCGCUGUUUCAUCGCAUUAUUCUCUAUCCCCCAGCACAGCAGAGGACAGAGGCACUCAGAGCUUUGAAAGAGGUACGGUGAACUUUUAUAAUAAACAAAUAAUACUCUUUUAUUUGGAAGGUUUUCUUCUAUGGUCACCCUUAUCUGUGGAAAAAAGGGAUUGAAGAAAAAUUAUAUUAGCAUUAUAUAAGAGACAAGCGAUAUACACCUAGAAUAUCUGAGUGAUGUGUACGUAUCCGAUCAAAACACGAAAAGACCACCAGGUCAAAGAAAACUACCGCCUCUACAACAUGGGUGUAAACUAAUCACAGACUGGGUAAAUUAUCGUGAAGGCACUAGAAUCUGUUCUCUUGUAUCAUUUUCUCUUGUUUCAGUAACUGAAGGAGAUCAUGUGCCCCAUAAAGAAUAGCCUUCACAGCAUGGGUGCAAGCGUGAUUUUAAAUAUAUUGAAUGAAAUGCCGGGCACGAAGAUCGGUUUUCGUGCUUGAUGUAAAAACAACGUUGUCUCACAGCAUGAGUCUAUUCACGAUACCAGACGAACAUGAUACUAUAUCAUGGGGCGCGGGAAAUUUGUUCCUUGGUAUCUCAUUUCUCGUAUCAUCUUCCUUUGUUCAUUAUCAGUUUAUGAGUCAGUGUCCCCGUUUGUUGGUAUACCUUUGACUAGGUUAUCCUGGACUGUAUGUCGCCAGGCCCAGAGAAGGGUCGUUAAUAAUUAGAUCUUUGAUUCGUCCCUAGUUUCUUUCCAGUCCUCAGCGGCUUUUGGAUGCAGCAGGGCCCACAAUUAUCGACAAGGAUAAUCCCCCGUCACCUGACUCCCCGACCGAGCAGAAAAAAACUGAACUUGAUUUACUGCGACUGUAAGUACAAACAUAAUGGUUGUUUGUCUAACGUAUCUCUGACUGAAUUUGAAUCUGAAAUGCUGGUAUUUUGGAGGGAGAAAAACCGGAAUCUCAGACAAGAUUUCUAAAAGCAGAGUCAAGAGUGACCAAUAGCCUCCACUCACAUAUGAACGCUCAGUCUAAGAAUCGAACUUACGUUACAGAACUUAGAAGUGAUCACCAGCGUAUUGGCCUAAGCACCAACCGAAUUUCUUUGAUAGGGAAAUGAAGAAUGUCUAUAAUAACUUAGCAGACUCCACAAUCCUUAUCUUGUGAUUAAUACCGAUUUUUAGGAGAUUUCAAUCACUGCUAGACUUUCUGAACUGUUCUUAAUGUUGAGUCAAUCUAAAAACAAUUUCCUGAAGCUUCACGCGAUUUUCCGUCUUUUUAAAAGGCUAAGGCGUGUCUUCGCAUUAAUUGCAGUCCAAAAUAAUGGUCAAGUUUUGUUAUUUUUUAGUCAAGAUUAUAUUUAGGCAUAGAAACUGUUUCCUGUCGUCUGGUGCUAUGGAUGGACAUGGAUUAAACUUGAAAAAGUGGGGCUUAAAUUUUCAAAGUUUUAGUGCUAUGCCCGCAAAAGUCAGCACAAAAGGGCUUCAUGAUGAAUUUUUAAUGAAACCCUCACUAUACAAGAGCAUUUUUCUAUAUGGGUAAAGACGUCAGCACAGAACUGACUAAAACCAAGAAGAUCCUUGUGUCAUUACUUGUUUCUAGCUUGAUGGACGGCAUCGUUGAAUCAGCCCGCUGCGCCGACAGUACAGUGGUCAGCUGCAGUGUAGCAUGCGUGGUAGCUCUAUUAGGAUCAUUGGAAGAUUUAAGUCAAGGGCGAGGACUUAGUGACGAACAUAUCGAGUUCCUGAGCAAAAUGAAGGAGACUGAUAACUGGGAAAUACUCAAAGAACAGUACAACAACGCUGCUAUUUUUACAUUGGCGAGGAUUCCUCAAGGGAUGCAAAAAUACAGUGACGAAAAAUGCCUCUAUUGUUCAUCUUUCUUUUGUUUUUUAACACUCCAUGUUGGCACUAGUGGCAUUCACAAGAUCCUCGGCUUUUUAAUUAUGUUAGUUUUUCAAAGUCGCAUUUCAAAUUAGUUGUUCGCAGUGAAUGCUAGAAACAGCCUAAAGGGUUAGAAGUAGAGCCGUUUAUUACUCAAACUAAAGCAGCUUCGGUGGCGGUACUGCGAUUGAGCUUUCGAAAAACAAUUAUGAAUCUUCAUUUGCGGGUGCAAACAACGAGCAAGCAGUUGAGAAUUUCAAUUUUCGCACCGACGAUCUUUCGAACGACCUGCAUGUUUACAGACAAAGAAGAUUACGGGCAAGGGAUCACUACCAGAAAAUUCAGUCGAGGAAUAAAGCAAGAAUACCACAAAACACGAAGAGGCCAACUAUUGCGAUUCUACAAAUUCCCAAUUUUUGAAUACCGCUAUUGACAGGCAAGUUAAUGUUAUUUUCAAAGAAAAGAGUCCUAGUUUACCCUUCAUAGCUGAAGUAAACUAAGUAUAAUUCGUCGGAAUUUUAACAGUCUAACUUCUUUGUGGAAACUAAAACUUGUGUAUAAGAAACAUAUAAUAGUCACUAUACGGAUUUAUCCAGUGAGGGUGAUCCAAAUACCCUGAUUAAUUUUUUGUGACCUAUAGGCCUUUUCUUAUGAUAAAGAAAUGAUAAGACCCAGGUGAUAGGACCAACAUUUCUUUUUCAGAGGCAUAUAGUAGUUGAGGAACUAAAUUUGUUAAACGAUUCAACUUAAAGGGUAACAAGUUACAUCUACUUCAAUUUCAACAGAUAUGCAUCGAAACCUACACUCGCUCUCAUCAGGUCGCUACCAAGACAGCGUGUCGAGCCACCUUAACACAAAUGCUAAGCUCAGUAUGUCACCGUCUACAAGACAGUCUGGCUAGUCACGUGGUAAGAAAAAAGAAACUGAUCACGCGCAGUCAAAAGCGUGAGCUCUGGUGUCGAGAAUGAUAUUAGAAAUGAAUUUUGUUCUACAGACUUGUUAAGCCGCACUUCAUCUCCAGUAGUGACAAUUUAUGAUGCAGAUGUCUAGCGUGAGCAUCUUCUUUUGCGGGACUAUAAAAUUUCUAACAUAAGGUUACCGUUGAACGCUUGUUUAGAGUGCAUGGUUACCAAAUCAAUUUAACUGUUUAUGUGGAAAUUGGGCUUAUAAAUAAGCUAAGUGGACUGGAGAGACAGCCAAAGAAAAGACACUAAAUACGUUUAAUGUUAUACAUGAUUAUUGUGGUUUCAUUUCAGACAUCUAAAAACUCCCCAUCAGAAUCCAAGAUCGUAAAACGUAAGUUUUAUUCUGUUUUCCUGAUCUUAGAACAACCUGUCAUUCGAAACAGUGAAUGUGACAAAAGUAUUAGAAUUUACCAUGGAACCAUGAGGUGGCAUGAAUAAAAUCUUCCAGCGCGGUUGUAGAGUUGUAGAGUUUCAAAUUUUUCUGAACGUAAAUCUGAAAAAAAUCAUUUUCCUCGGGCGAGAAAAAUGGAUAAGGUGGCCGAAUUUAUUUUGUCCUCGCCGACCGAGACCGAUAGAAAUUUCUCCCAGAUGGAUCAUUUAGUUUGUCUCAAGUCGUAAUUCUUUCUGAAUGUGCCAACCAAUCCCAUAAUAUCACAAUUUUUUUUCUUCUCUCCUCCCUCUUCAUGUAUGUAGACACAAACCAUGCUUCAGAUCAAGCCAAGCUGUUAAGUCAAGACGUGGUGUUGUUACUCAAACAUUUCUGCUUCAGGCUUACCGCUGGACCAAGGUAGGUGGAAAAUAGAAUAAUUAGUCACUUUAAUGUAGCAAACAUAGAGAAAGAAUCUAAAAAUGUUUGAUCCUAAAAUGAGCUCAAAAAAAAAAAAUACAGUUGAGUUCACUUUACAGCGAAAAAAACUUCAAAAAAAACUUAUCAAUACGAAAGAUUUUCAACUGAUCAAACUUCAGAGAUGAGAGUUAGUAUACGUUCACUUUGUUUUCUUUUUAUGUCGCUGGAGAAUGUUGUAGGGGUUGGAUUCUUUUGAGAGUUAAUAAUUCAGUCUUCAACAAAAAGUUAUAUUCAUUCUUGAGUUUUUAAGGGAUACUUUNACACUUUUCUUCUCUCCCCCCUCUUCAUGUCUGCAGACACAAACCAUGCUUCAGAUCAAGCCAAGCUGUUAAGUCAAGACGUGGUGUUGUUACUUAAACAUUUCUGCUUCAGGCUUACCGCUGGACCAAGGUGGGUGGAAAAUAAAAUAAUUAGUCACUUUAAUGUAGAAAACACAGAGAAAAAAUCCAAAAAUGUUUGAUCCUAAAAUGAGCUAAAAAAAUACAGUUGAGUUUACUUUACAGCGAAGAAAACUUCAAUAAAAGCUUAUCAGUACGAAAUAUUUUCAACUGAUCAAACUUCAGAGACGAGAGUUAGUAUACGUUCACGUGUCUUUUAUUUUCUUUUAUGUCGCUGGAGAAUGUUGUAGGGGUUGGAUUCUUUUGAGAGUUAAUAAUUCAGUCUUCAACAAAAAGUUAUAUUCAUUCUUGAGUUUUUAAGGGAUACUUUUGUAAAUUUCAUUUUACCAACCAAAAAACAAAUAUGGCAAAUAAAAACGCUAAUUAGUUGAGGGAAGUAUGGUGUACAAUAAUCAUAAGCAGUAAUUUCUUUUAUAUACAAUACGUCAAAAAACAGAAAACCGACAAAAUAAUACCAAUCAAAUUCUUUCCUCUCUUCAGCGAAGACACAUUGAUACCGUUCAAAAGUUUUCACAACAAAUCUGUUUCAAACUUAAUAUAGAAAGUCCUUCUAACAGAAAUUUUGGUAAAGUUUAUAAACCAUCCAGUGUUUAACAAAUUCCUUUGUUAAGUAGAAUUGAAGCGCCAUGUGGUUUUACUUUAAAAUGCGACGUGAUGCGUGUUUUCUCCUUCUUUUCUUUAGCUCAGCAUGAAACAAGUAGGAGAAACACGAUUCCCAAGCACGCAACUAUAAAAAAGAUAAACAUUCAAAUUCGUCUCCAAAGUUUCUAGUUUUGCUAUUGUCAGUGGUGAAUAUUGGUUCUUCGAAAAUCCUUGUCUUUCUGUUACAAAGAAACCUUCCAGUCCUCCUUUGAGUUUUCAGUUGGUUUGCUUCUACUUUUCCGUUUCGUGACCUUAGAGUUGUGUUUGCAACAUCACCUUGACUGGCAUAGAAAUUGUGGACUAUUUCUGCAGGCCUUCUAUGAACUAAGAAAAUCACACUUCUGGAGUCCAAACCCCUUAUUCAAUCAAUCGAGUAAGGCUCUAACCUUCGUGGCCUUUCCAAGUCCGAUUUAAGGCUAAGUCAGAGACUGAUAUCAUUUCUUCCAGCACUGUGCCAGUUCAAGGCAGUCAAGCCAUUCCUCUCUAUUUGGAAGCCAUCUUGGUUAUGCUUAGCAGCCUUUCUACAGCUUUGCAGCAGGAAAAAGAGUUCAUUAACGUUAUUUGGUAAGUUAGAAAUCUUACAUUUUGUUGUUGUUGUUGUUUUGUUUUUUAAACUUUGGUAAAAUGUACAUACUAUUCGACCCUUCAGUGUCCAAAUGUUACCCAUAGUAAAAAUGUUAACAAAAUAAAUUUUGUUAGCAAGUGGAUUUCUAUUUGUCCAAAGGCUUACAGUUAUCUUUCGUCAUCUAAAUUGAAAAAUAGGAUCCUAGGCUUUCAUGCCUUAUUACGUUGUAAGUUUGUUGACUUAUCACUGUGAAAACUAUUGAAUACUGGUUGAAUUUUAAACUUAUACAACAUCUUUUGUUUUAAUUGAUUGAUUGUUUCGAGUUUUCAUCGCUACACUUUGGUUCGCAUCCAAAUCGCUCGUCCCUUUGUUUGUAAUUUGUCAGAGAUGAAACCCGUACUAUCCCGCAAGUUCUAGUUGUGAUGUGUCCAUAUUGCCUGUUUUCACUGGCAAGGUCAGAUGAUUUGAGAUUUGGGAUGUAACUUAGAAAAUUCAAACUCGUCCCCAGGGCUUUCCUUCGCUGUUAAGGAGUUUUUAAGGGAAAAGUCCUGGGGAGGAGGCUGCAAGUUUUUUCUGAUAACAUUGCGAUUUAAUUAACCAAUCAGAUCAAUACUAGAGUUUAAUACCAUCAACUGACGUGAUACAACUCACUUUGACUUCGAAGAUGACAUCCAAACGGGUUGCUGAAACGUCCGUCAGUGUCAACAAUUUGCCCCAUGUGAGGUAAUUUGGAUUCUAGAAUCUGGCAAAUUUUUGCUUGGGGAAUCCGUAAUCCCGGGCUUUGAGAUCAGGAAUGGAUCUCAUGGAAUCGGGAAUCCUGAAUCCAAGUUCCACUGACAACGAAUCCGGACUCCACAGCGUGGAUUCCGGAAUCCAAGUCUGACUCAGAUUACCUUACAUAAGAGGAAAUUUAACAACAGUCCUAUUCACGUGUACACUCACCCGGACGAUCAUACUCCACGUACUUAUGAAAUGCCUCCUGAGUACAAGCCUUUCACUCUUUUUCUUGAUCAGGCAACUCCUGUGCCCAGCUCUUAUCCAAUUACUCGGUAGCCCCUUGACAGACCUAAACAAGCGCCCUAAAGCCAACACUCAAUUCCAAGAGGAAAUCAACAGAGGCGGCCGGGGAAUAGGGAACUUCGCCAAGUCGACGGCAAUUGUGGGCCCAAUUCCAAGGACCAUAUAUAACAUAGCCACAGAGCUCCUGCGUCUGGUGGGUCCCUUAGCCGCCAUGAGACCUGUUUUAGAAUCACUGUUUCAUCGCAUUAUUCUCUAUCCCCCGGCACAGCAGAGGACAGAGGCGCUGAGAGCUUUGAAAGAGGUAUGGUGAACUUUUUCAUCCGAAAGGAAUAAACAACAAAUAAUACUCUUUUAUUUGAAAGGUUUUCUUUUAUGGUCACCCUUAUCUGUAGAAAAAAGGAUUGGAUAAAAAUUAUACUAACAUGAUAUAACAGACAAGCGAUAUAUACCCAGAAUAUCUGAGUGAUAUGUACGUGUCUGAUCGAAACACGUAAAGACCACGAGCUCAAAGAAAACUACCGCCUCCACAACAUGGGUGUAACUAAUCACAGAUUGGGUAAAUUAUCAUGAAGGCUCGAGAAUCUGUUCUCUUGUAUCAUUUUCUCUUGUUUCAGUACCUGAAGGAGAUCAUGUGCCCCAUAAAGAAUAGCCUUCACAGCAUGGGUGCAGGCGUGAUUAUAAAUAUAUUGAAUAAAAUGCCGGGCACUAAGAUCUGUUUUCGUGCUUGAUGUAAAAAUNAGAGGUAUGGUGAACUUUUUCAUCCGAAAGGAAUAAACAACAAAUAAUACUCUUUUAUUUGAAAGGUUUUCUUUUAUGGUCACCCUUAUCUGUAGAAAAAAGGAUUGGAUAAAAAUUAUACUAACAUGAUAUAACAGACAAGCGAUAUAUACCCAGAAUAUCUGAGUGAUAUGUACGUGUCUGAUCGAAACACGUAAAGACCACGAGCUCAAAGAAAACUACCGCCUCCACAACAUGGGUGUAACUAAUCACAGAUUGGGUAAAUUAUCAUGAAGGCUCGAGAAUCUGUUCUCUUGUAUCAUUUUCUCUUGUUUCAGUACCUGAAGGAGAUCAUGUGCCCCAUAAAGAAUAGCCUUCACAGCAUGGGUGCAGGCGUGAUUAUAAAUAUAUUGAAUAAAAUGCCGGGCACUAAGAUCUGUUUUCGUGCUUGAUGUAAAAAUAACCUUGUUUAACAGCAUGAGUCUAUUCACGAUACUAGACAUACAUGAUACUACAUCAUGAGGCGCGGGAAAUUUGUUCCAUGGUAUCUCGUUUCUCGUAUCAUUUUCCUUUGUUCAUUAUCAGUUUAUGAGACAGUAUCCCUGUUUGUUGGGAUACCUUUGACUUGGUUAUCCUGAACUGUUUGUCGCCAGGCCCAGAGAAGGGUCGUUACUGAUUAGAUCUUUCAUUCGUCCCUAGUUUCUUUCCAGUCCUCAGCGGCUUUUGGAUGCAGCAGGGCCCACAAUUAUCGACAAGGAUAAUCCCCCUUCACCUGACUCUCCGACUGAGCAGAAAAAAACUGAACUUGAUUUACUGCGACUGUAAGUACAAUAAAUAAAUAUAAACACAUUAUGGUUGUUUGUCUAACGUAUCUCUGAUUGAAUUGGAAUCUGAAGUGCUGGUAUUUUGGAGGGAGAAAAACCGGAAUCUCAGACAAGAUUUCUAAAAGCAGAGUCAAGAGUUACCAAUAGCCUCCACUCACAUAUGAACGCUCGGUCUAAGAAUCGAACCUACGUUACAGAACUUAGAAGCAAUCACCAGCGAAUUGGCCGGAGCACCAACCGAAUUUCCUUGGUAGGGAAAUGAAGAAUAGCUAUAAUAACUUAGUAAACUCCACCAUCCUUAUCUUGUGAUUAAUACCGAUUUUUAGGAGAUUUCAAUCACUGCUGGACUUUCUGAACUGUUCUUAGUGUUGAGUCAAUCUAUAAACAAUUUCCUGAAGCUUCACGCGAUUUUCUAUCUUUUUAAAAGGCUAAGACGUGUCUUCGCAUUAACUGCAGUCCAAAAUAAUGGUCAAGUUUUGUUAUUUUUUAGUCAAGAUUAUAUUUAGGAAUAGAAACUGUUUCCUGUCGUCUGGUGCUAUGGAUGGACAUGGAUUAAACUUGAAAAAGUGGGGCUUAAAUUUUCAAAGUUUUAAUGCUAUGCCCGCAAAAGUCAGCACAAAAGGGCUUCAUGAUGAAAUUUUUAAUGAAACCCUCACUAUACAAGAGCAUUUUCUAUAUGGGUAAAGACGUCAGCACAGAAUUGACUAAAACCAACAAGAUCCUCGUGUCCUGCUCUCUUUAAGUGUUCUGUUUUAAAAUGUUACUACUAUUACUUGCUUCUAGCUUAAUGGACGGCAUCGUUGAAUCAGCCCGCUGCGCCGACAGUACAGUAGUCAGCUGCAGUGUAGCAUGCGUAGUAGCUCUAUUAGGAUCAUUGGAAGAUUUAAGUCAAGGGCGAGGACUUAGUGACGAACAUAUCGAGUUCCUGAGCAAAAUGAAGGAGACUGAUAACUGGGAAAUACUCAAAGAACAGUACAACAACGCUGCGUCGGCCAGGGAAACGGGCAUUUCAGCCAGUGGAAUAGUCAACGGUGCAGAAAGUAUUUAUAGACAGGGAGAUCGAAUCUCUCCAGACGGAGAUAUCGAGUCACUGACGGAACGCUUUGAGAAGAAUGGAGGGGUUUGGGACAGUAUCGAUGGUGAAGUGAAGAAUGACGGUAAGGAUUUAACCUUACUGUCGCACCCCUAAUAUGACGUCAUUUGGAGGUUGUAUUCUUUUAAGUCUAAAAACUGUGGGCUGCAAACGAAUAAACUUUCAAGCGCCUUGUGCUUCUUGUUAGAAAUUUUGACUUGGCAUUAGUUAUAUCUGUAGAAAAUUGCACCCUGACAACCUUUAGACAAUGUUAUUGUCCCGAGCGGGGAGGUUGUACUCAAGAAAAGUUUAGGCAUAAGGUGCCGCCGAGCCCUUCAAUCCCUAACCCUGAUCAAGACAAAAAUUCGUUUAUUUCGCUGCCUGUUUAAGACAGAGACCUGAUUUCAUGAACCUGAUUAUUUCUUUUCGCACACAAAAUUAAGCAUUUUUUUACUGACUAACAUCAUGGAAUUAUACUUUUUUCGAAAAAACGAUGUUGGUACCACACAUUUAGACCGCCUUUCGCCAAGCUUCAUACUCUUCAAGUGGUAGAGGAAAUGCAUGAGUAAUGCUUAUCGGUAUGUUUUGUAGUUUCAGAUGAUGAUCCUGAAAUAAAACCUCUCAUCCCAAAGAGCGUUCACUUCGCCUCUGAGGAUGAAAUCACCAUGUUUGAAGCUCACGAGAGCGAAAAUAUCAAAACUUCACGCACGGCCAUUCCCGCACGUUCAGGAAUUCCUCGCAAGAGCAACCUUCCGAGAAAAGUUGGGCCCAACUACUCCCAGGCUAAUACGAGGACAACGGUAAAACGCUCCUCGUCAUUUGACAGUAAGACGCGUCAAAAGCCUACCAUACAGAAACGUACUAUGAGUGGUGGACCACGCCAGAGGGACCGCGCAGGGUCGGAUGUCGGCGAUAUGUCAGAAAGAAGGCCGGAUUUCCUUUCCUGUAUGGACAAAGACAAUUUAAAAACGGUGAACAAGUUUGGCCUUCGCCGAACUCAGUCUGACAAUGAUAUUUCAGCGAAAAAGAGUUCUCCGAUUCUGGAGCACUUCCAGUUGAGAAGGUCAAAUUCCUGGUCAACUUUGGUUUACCAUAGUGAAGUUACCACUGAUGAGGGUGACAAAAGAAGAAACACUCCACCAAAGAGAUCCAACAGAGGUGGAAUUCCACGACCCCGCGCACACGCUGCAGGUGAUUCUACCCUCAUGUCAAAACCAGGUUUGAGGAAAUGGCCAAGUGAUGGGAAAAGUUUUGAUCCCAUUAACAGAAAAUUAUCUGAUCAAACCCUUUCAAUGCAGCGCAAGUACGUUGAAUCUAAAGCAAAUAAGAUCGAAGCCAGAGAAAAGGCUUUGAGGGAGGAAAAAGAUCGAUCGCCCACGAAAGGCUCCCGACCUACACUUCGGAGAACUCGAUCGGCUUCCGAAUACGAUCGUAAACAAAAUAAUGUCAAUAGUGAUAAGCCGAAGGGAAUUCUGCUCAAAAGCCAUAGUUUAGACGAGCCUGAAAGUUCAAGAAGCACGCAAAUAACACCAAGGAAAAAUACAUCUCAAGGGGUGAAAAUAAAUGGCGUUUAUGUAAAUAAGGAAAAGGAAAAUGUUGCGGCAAAACCGUCGCUGGACAAAAAGAAAGCAAAGGAGGUGAAGAAAAAUGUUGAGGAGAACGAAAAAGAAGGCGCAAGAAACUUUGCUCGCUGUCUUCUCGGUAUUCUACCAUCGGUGUUGAGUCUUUCUGAUCCUGUAGCUGUUGACGAGGCUCUGCAGCAGUUUGCAUCUGACGUCUGUGAGGCGGUCACGUGCAUGGCACUAAAGCGCAAGAAUGUGCCAAACUUCGGUACGCUUCGGGGACGGUCGGAUUUGGUCGAUGAAAAGUCAGGUGAAGGAGCGACGUCGGAUCCAAGCUUCCCUAUCCUCAAUGCGGAUGGUGUUUACGUAACUGUUUACGCAACUAUGACAUUGAAUUUGAAAUUACUCAAAGCUGGCUAUUAUCGAAAGAAAGCAGUAGAACCUGCAAUGAAACAGGUAAUUUAUUACAAUUUAAUUACGGUCAGCACAAAUAUUUGCCUCAUUUACCGCCGGUACGUAGUGGUCCUUUUUCCCACACAACCCGUUAAAGACACACCCUAGUCACCUGGGCCUUCUCGGAAAGUAGUGUGGGUUCUUCAACAUCCUAAUUGAAUGUGAAGGAUAUAAGGCCAACGACUUAGCGACAAGUCCCACGGACGCAGUUUCCGAACAGGCGACUUUUGAGUUCCAAAAACCCUCACUUUCAAAAUGAGGCCAAGUGCACAACCUUUCUUGUGAAAAUGAGUUUUAUUUGCAUGAGAAUGAAAAAUCAUUUUCAUAUCCAAGGCUCAGCACUUAACCUCGUUUUGAUACAGAGGCCCGCGGGAACUCGGAAAUGGCUUACUUGGAAAGUAGGCAUGGUCUUAGUAAUUCCUUGAAAACCCCGUUUCUCUUUUAUGCAAAACCCGCACCUCCUGCUCUGCCGGCCAAAGUUGGGGCCCAUACCAGAGAUCCAAAUAACUCUUUCGCAGAAGAAAAAACAUAGAAUGGCGCGGCGGCAGGGGAUAUUGUGAGAAAAGUGAUUGUAACAAGACCCACUUGAAAAUUCUUCAACCUGCAGGAUGUAGUCAAAAGGAAAAAUGCCCAAGGCACCGCUCCUUAACUCUCCUGGAAACAACAACAAACAGCCUUCAAUAUUUGCCAAGUGAAACUGCUACUUUUCCCAAAACUCUGUCUAGGGGUCUUACAGUUCUUUCCUGGUGUAUUGGAUUAAAAUCCAAAGGUUUUAAAUCACUAUAUAUCAACUUACGGACAUAACUGACCGCCCAUACACAACGUAACUCUCUGCCGAGAGAGAUUAUUAGUCUUUUGUUCCCUGAUUUUUGUGCCUGCAAAAUCCAAACUUCCAGCGCAUAUGCGCAGCACAAAGUUAAAGUUUAGGCAUUUUAGAAAAGAAAGAAAUUUUUGUCCCACUCUUUGUUCCUUAAACCUUUUGAGACUGGCAAUACAGCUAUCGCUUAUCAUUGUAUUUUUUUUUCUUUAAAGGAGGAAUUCAUCGAUAACAUACUCAACAGUGGCGUUCCCAUCGGUCUAUCCUCGGUGUGGCUGGGUGAACUAUAUCGUCUGGUAACAACUUAUAACAUUCUAGGAAAAGCAGGUUACACUUUGGACUCACCUGAUACCAACCGCGCCCUUAUCAAUACAUUAAACGACAACAUGCUCUCUGAAGAUGAUGACAGUCCGUUCCUGCACCACAAGAAUCCCAGCACGUUACCGCCGGCUAAAAGAGAGGGGAUGAAGUUUGCUAGACGUGUGCUAUUAGCUACAUGGGAUUCUGUGUUAGAGAUUCUAUCAGCGCCCUUAGAGACCUCCACUACAGGUUAGUUGACUACUUGUACAAUCGUAAGAGAAAACGUUGUUUCCCGAGGGAUGGAGAUUUUUGUGCCUAGGGUAUUCAAGUUUUUCGCCUUAGAGGCAAACUAAAACUCUUUACAGAAUCCGGAAUCUGCGAAAAUUUUGCUUGUGGAAUCCAGAAUACAGCUCAAAGAAUCCAGUACCCACUAUCGAUUGGAAUCCAGAAUCCAAGUUCCACUGACAAAGACUGGAAUCCAGCACCUGGAAUCCACUAUCGAAGGCUGUCUUGAAUUCCUUUACAUGGGGCGAACAACAUCCAGAGACAGAUAAUUGCUGUCUCGCUAUGAUUAACAAUCAGCAUUUCAUAAAUUGAAAUUGAGUAAAGAUAUUUAAGAUUCGAUUGCAUAGUGAAGUGGGGUCAGACGAAGUUUUCCAUACCUUACUCAAAAAGGAGAUUAAGCAUCUCAUUUAUGCUAAACAGAAAAGCAGAGAUAAGCAUCUGACAGUGAUAAUCUCUCUUUGUUUUUACGUUAAAUAUAAACGUGAAUAAAAGUGCAAAGUUUUCGGAUCGAUGAUCGCCGGCAGCAAACGACAAAUAGCAAUUAAUUUUGGUGGUCAGAGCAAGAAGUGUAGUUUUUAUUCUCUUCAACGUCGUAGAAUCUCUUAUACGUACUUUGGAACGCUCUUUUAUCUCACUCCAGGGAGUACAAAUGGUGUUGGUGUGAUGCUUGGUGGAGAAUCCAAGAGAGAUCACAAUCGUGAACGCGACACGAUCUGUCUCAGCCUGGACGGCCUGCGUCGUGCCGCACGGCUGUGCUGCACGUUAGGAAUUCAAACGCGCUGUGAACUGGUCCUUGCCCAAUUAGCCAAUGCUUCCUGUGGAAUAGAGGGCCUCGAUGGAAAGCGAGGACGAUCAUCUUUUUCAGCAGGGCACAUAAAACUACACGCUGCGCAUGUCUUGAGUAUGGAUGGACUGCUAGCCGUUGGGGUAGAACUUGGGAGCCACGCCCCAAAAUGCUGGAAACACGUGUUCAGGUAGCUUUUACUUUUACCUCUCCACUUUUCUCUGUCAUCAAUCUUGAAUGAGCUGACAUGCUAUCGCUUGGCAUUUAAUGGAGAUUAGGUCGUAGUUUUUGCAAAAUGUAGGCAGUGAUUUAUAGUCACAAAUGUAUUGGCCUCCUGGCCCGUUUAGCAGUGUUACUGCUUUGAAUGUUUUGAAAAUUGUGAUUAGUUUUACUCGAAGUAAGCAGUUGCGGACCUUUACUGCCCGUUAUUUUUUAUAUCCAAACCAAAUAAAAAAAAACUACAAUGUUUGAUUAUCUUACGAACUGUAAUGAAAAGACUUAGUUACAGAGUAACCUAAUUUUCUCUCUUUUAGAUGCUGCACGUUCAUAUCACAAUUGGAGCGCGUUAAUUUUAGCAAUGGCGUCGGAGAACAGACUUCGCUUGGUGCAAUACCGAACUCUGUCCGAAUAAAUAACGACAUAUCUUCGCCUUUUUCUGAAUCUUCAAGUAUUUCUGACUACCUUUCCGGUGACCUUUCGCCUAAUGGCAUGAUCCAACAGAAUUCCGGAGGUGGCCUGGACAACACGCCAUCUAACAACGGACUGUUGACUCCAGCCGAUGCCUCUCGGGCAAUUUACGCUCUUUCGGCCGCUGUGGAUCGACUUUUUGAACACGCCGCUAACACGCUUCACCUUGAGGGCCUAUUGUCUUUCCUCGAAGCCUUGGUUUUUGCUUCAAAGAGUCAGCUCUAUGGUUCCGUUGAUAAAGGUACAAAUUCUCCUGGCGGAGUUUCUGGUAACAAUCAAUCGCCGUCUUACAGCACAACCUUGCAUCUGUAUCGACUAGCCGAUGUGAUACUCAGAAGUGCCCGCAAUACUAGUAGACCGCUGUUGCAUCUCAUGAGAGCAUGGGCAGUAAUAUCACCGCAUUUUGUCGAGGUUAGUGGAAUUGAUUAAACUUUCUUCUUGUGUAGGACGUUUUUGAGUGGCAGUUGACCCCAAAACGUGACGCAAAGCUUUGUUGUUUAAUUCCUUUUUCAAAAUGUCAACAUAUUUCCCGCUAUCCUGCCAGGAAUGAAAUGCAAGUAACCUUCACGCUUCUCUUCCCAAUCCCGAAUGUUAACUGCCUUGCCAGCCACCACAACUUUUAAAUGUGAUUUUUUUUUUGAAAACCUUUCUUUCCUUAUUUCCGUUUAUUUGCUACGAACUCUCGAUAACUCGAACUCCCGAUAACUCAAACUUUUUUCGAUUUCUUGAAGGUUCGAGUUAUCGAGAGGCGACUGUAUGAUAGGCGACAAAUAUUUUUGGACACUUUGCUCUAAAGGGCCUUUCUAACGUUUAGCCGGGAAAAAAAUCAACCUUUCCUUCCCAACCACUUCCAAGCAAUGUUGAGUCACUAUGUGAACGAUUUGUGAGGAACAUAAAAUAACCCAAACUUGAAUGAAGGGAAGAAAGGGUCGGUGCGCAGAGUGUUGUGUUCUCCGAAGUACCCCAUUUAAUGACAAUCUCUCAUCAAUUUUUUCACCGAUUCUAGCCAGUGCACAAUUUGCAUUUAAAAGUUUGUGAUUGAAAGUCGUGGCAAUAUUUCAAGACCACCCUUCCCCACGCGGUUUCCGACUACAAAAAAAAAAUAUUGCAGAGGUGCUCACAACGCAUAUAUAAAACUCACAAGUUCAUUCUUGCCGGAAGUGUAAGUAAAAACAAAGCUGAAUGCAAGGCUGGCAUUACGACAAGGGACUGAUUUAUUUGAGGCAAAUACUCAGACUAACAAAAUUAGCCUUUCUUAAGACCAUGCAGGGAUGCCUUGAAAGCAAUUGACAGCCUGAUAUACAGGCGAACAAUGUAUUAAAUUACAUAGUAAAGGUAUAGUUCAACUACCUUUUCUCAUUACCGUGGUGGUGACGCUUGGCUGCCUUAUGACCCCAAAAGCUAGGCUGGCCAGGUUUCACCCCUUGUAGCCAAUGUGGAGUGGUGAAGGGUUAGGAGCUACACUAAGGAAACCCCCUGGCCAUCUAUUCUUUGGAUUUCGCGUGUUACCUCUCAUUGUAAAAAAUUUAGUUUGUGAUGGAAACAGAAAACGUUACACGUUUCCCCCUUGAAGAUAAAGAAUUGAUAGUGAUAUUGAUGAUGAUAAUGAUGAUGAUGAUGAUGAUGAUGAUGAUGAUGAUGAUGAUGAUGAUGAUGAUGAUGGUUGUCUACACAGGCUGCCUCUCACAGCGACAGACACAUAUCCAAGCUAGCCAUCACGUCCCUUCAAGACAUAAUGACAGAGCUUCUUAGCAACCGCAGCGAACUCCCUCACUUUUGGUUCCACGAGGCGUUGUUUAAGCCCCUAGAUGGAAUCAUGUCGUCACCGAAAUGUACCGAAGAGGAACAAGAACAGGUAAGGAGUGAAAACGUUUUUUCGUCGUUUUAUACUCUUUUAUCAAGACUCGAAUGCGUUGUCUAAAACCUCUAUAGGAGAAUCUCUGUGUACUAUUUUGUUCUUUAUUAGUAUAAAAUUGUUAUUUCCCAGUUAGGCUUUCAAGGACAUAGCACCGUUGUCUCCCUCUGAAACGUUUUGUCUAAUUUAUAAAAGAAUAUGCCAAAAAAUAUUUGAUGUUAAAGGUUGGAAAUUUUGAAAAGAAUGUAUGAACCCUUUGAAAAUUUUGCCACCGAGAAAUUUUUAUUCUUUGAUGACUGAUAUUUGCUUAAGUAAUAUACGCAAUGAAAUAAUUAUUGCAAAGGAUACUUACCGAGCUCUUUCAGUUAUUGAACUCAAUCCGGCUUAUUUAGCGUUUUUAAUUACUUUGCUAUGAAAUACUUAUGUUAAUGAAGUCAACCAAGAGAGUCGUGCAUUAUCCUUUCUCUUGCCUCAGAAAAGAUUCGUAAAUCAAGAGAUCAUAUUCUCUUGACCUAGACGAUGUGUCUUGUCUGAGAACGUAUUUUUCUAUGAAUGAGUAUUUCAUUGAGUGACCUUGCAACCCCUAUUCUUACCCCAAAUUCACUUCCCCCUUCUAAUCCUAGCUUCCCCCUUUUCACCCCAUACCUGCAGACACAUGUGUAUUUGAGGUGUACAAAGUCAAUGAAAAUCCUGGAUCUCAUAACGCUAUUAUAAAUAAAGCUGAAACUGAAAUAAGGAAAGAAUAAGAAUUGACUGAUUUUCUCUCCUGUCAGAUAUUAACAACCAUUUCCCAGCUCGUGGAGACACAUCUAAGUAGCAUCAAGUCUGGUUGGAGACCAAUAUUUUCUGCCCUGCGUUUUAUGCCAAUCUAUCCCCGCAAGUUUACAGACGCCCUAGAGCCGUAUCGCAGACCUCAACGAGUUCUCGACAUUCUCUCAGCGUUUCUUAACAACAAAAACUCGUCGGUUUUCGCAGCUGCCGCCUUGGAGUGCAUCCAAACGCUGCUCAAGUUUGUUCGUGGCUCGGAUUGUGAUCAAAACUACCAAGGUAGUCGAAGUGAUUCUGACAACAAUGAAAGUAGUGACAAGGGAACAGUCAACGACAUGUGUCUACCGGCCCUGCAGGAUCUUUUGACCAUGUCAAAAAAACUGGGUUCUAUCUAUAUAAUGCCUUCAAGUCUGGUAUUUCACGGUUCUCAUAAUGUUCGUUUGGUGGAACAUGUACCUGAAUAUCCAGGAACUCCUAGCCCAACUUCAAGUUCCGUUAAGCCAAAUGAAUCAAACAAUCAGAAAGCAAAAUCCCAAACACCCACUAUGACGUCCGCGGCUUCUAUCACGUCAAUCGAUGACACCGGGGUACUUCGAGUAUGGUUCCUUUUGCUAGACGGGCUCACAAAAGUCGUCGCGCAGUGUCCUUGCAAAUAUCAGCCCCAAACCUUAGAGGUGUUGUUUGAUAUUCUGCGGUCUAUUACAACCGUUCCAGGCCCUCACUUUUCAAUCUAUUGCAUUACUAAUCUACUGCUACCCAUGUUGGAGUCGUGGGUGGAAAGAGGUAAUAGAGAUGGCAGCUACUGGGAGAGUACAGCAGGGAACUUUAAACACUCUUGCGGACUUGUCACAGAGCUAGUAGUCGAAGAACUGGGCCAGUUCUUAAGCGUUCAAGGUAGACUUCUUUAAUUGAAUUUCGUAUACAGAAAGCGUUUUGUGAAAAGUUUUAAGUGUUAAAUUAAUUAGGGUGAAUAUCAACAUUCGGGGGAGGGUAGACUCGAAAAGGACUAUUGAUGACUGAAAUCCUGUGCCGAAGCUAUAGGGGAGCAACAAUGGCGCAGUGGUGAGAGCACUCGACUCCCACCAGUAUGGCCCGGGUUCAAAUCCCGGCGUCGACGCCAUAUAUGGGUUGAGUUUGUUGUUGGUUCUCUCCCUUGCUCCAAGAGGUUUUUCUCCGGAUACUCCGGUUUUCCCCCUCCUCAGAAACCAGCGCAUUUCCAAAUUCCAAUUCGAUCUGGAACGCACGGACACGUUUAAACGUGUUCUCAAGAACUCUUAAGUGUUUCGUGGGUAAACAGAGUGCAUUUUUUUUAACAUAGGCUGAUGACGAAUUUCACACAGAUUGUCCCGAUGCCUUCUUUCACUAUAACAAUCAAUCUUCCUAUUCAGGACUACACUCACCCGGACGUAAAAAUUCAACCUACCUACGUUAUUACUCUUGGGUAAAAACCAUUAGCAGUGUAAACACGAAAUUUUGUGUCUAUCUUUUACAUAGUACAGCUAUCUUGUCAGCUGUUUCAACCAUCGCCGCACAUAUUUUCCAGUGCGCUAAAAUGCCUUCCGAGACUUUUAGCGUCUGUCGAGCUGUGGUCUUAGUACCAGUUUACCAGGGGUGUAAACACUCCCUUUUUCUGUCUCCUAUUUCUUUCCCUUGCUCUUUAAGGUGCAGCUGAAUGUGUUCCGGAGAUGAUGAAACAAACUCUUGAUCUUCUGUUGGAAUGUGUAUCUCAGCCUGUAGAGGGAAUAGCACGUCUUGGAUGUUCCUGUUUAAGGUAAACUAGCUUCUAUUAAGCCUUCCGGUCACUGGUUCGGCUUCUCUACCAUUCUCUACCUGACUGAGUUACAGGAUACUCGAAGGAUCUAAGGCCAAUAAACCGAAAGUGAACCGAAGCAGCGGUGGGUAACAAACGAAAUGUCGUUCAAGAAUGCGUACGUUGAUAAUGUAUAUUACAGCUAUUUGUGUUAUAUUUCUGAUUAAGCUACAAUGAACCAGGAACAAACGCGCUUAGGGCUAUUAAACUAGGUUCAUAUUACAAGGAUUCCUGCAUUCCGCUGGGCUUGUAGGGUAUGUCGAUAGGUGGCAUAUGAUGCUUUUAUUCAAGAAUUAUAAAGGGGCGGUUCCUUAACAUUGUUAUGUGUCUUGCAUCUUUUCUUGUGUUAUCCCAUGUCAAAUAAGGAAUGCUUUUUAUAUGAAUGACUUUAUUUAUGACAUGUUUUGAUAUUUUGCUCCGCAAUGAUAGGAAGAGCCAACGACAAUUUUUUUUGAAUUUCACCUUCCCACAAGCGGAACAACAUUAUAUUACGCGGCAUUUGAUUUGGUGCUCCAACAAUAGAUUUUUUGCUCCCCUCUUCUAUUUACUUGAGAGGAGCCCUUUAGUUUUGUUCAAGGCUAAAGCGGUUUACGAGAGAGUUUUCCCUCCAGGAAUGGCUAAGUACACUCACAACCUCACAACCCGACCAUUUUUAUUCCUCUAUCUAGACAUCUUUUACUCUCGGGAGGACCUGUAUUCACAGAGGACCUGUGGCUCAUUGUUAGCGAAGGCCUCAGGGAGGCAGUGCACACAACGCUCUCAAAUCUGAGGGACCUAGUGGCGUGCUUCCAGCCAGGAUCUUUCAGUGUACACGGAGACGAGGGCAUGACCGUCAGGGUUGUUGCUCGGCGUGAUGUCUUAACGGCCGAUAUAAUACGACUACAGCAAGUGGCGGAGCAGGUAGUUCAUUAGUGAUUGAUUAGUUUUUCCCUAGGAGUGCCUCUCUUCGCCGGCAUUAGUCUCUGUGCAUCUUAAAACCCAAUUCGUCCAUUCAAAUCCUGUGAACAAAACAAAUACAUCCUAACUACUUUAGUUAAAGUGCGGCUUUUAACAACAAAGAGCACCAUUCACUGGAAAUAUAUUCCUAUUUUCUCAAUCAGGUCUUCCUGCUAGACAGUCAAGUAAACAAUCCUUCUACCCUUCAACAAGAAACGCAUGGGCCCGCAAACGAAGAAGACGACCAGCGGUCUUACGUUUUUGUAUUGUCGUCAGUAGAGAACAAAGAAAAGCCAGAGAAUGCAGAAAGGUAUUUAGCUUUAUUGAAGCUAGAUCACGUCGACUUACUUGAUAUGUUAACCUUAAUUCCAGUCACUUUUCGCUCAACUGUAGUAUUUUCUCGCGGUUUAUGCAAGUGAGACGCUGAUGACUGAUUGAAACCAAGAAACUAUAAAUUAAGGCCUGCACUUAGAAAAACAUUUAGCUUUAUUGUGUAAUAAGGAUCAUAACGGAAUGAAAGUGCGGCAAAUCACCUCAGUUCUAUCCAAACGAUUACGAUCAGUCCAAUCGUCUGGGUAAUCCCGCGUUUCAGAGGCAUUUCCAUGGCCCGAUCACAUACAGAGGGCACUGGGUAAGAAUUCGUGUACUAUGGGUCUAUUCAACUUAAGACUGACAUAGUCAAAAAUAGUACAUCAGGCUUAACAAAAUCACCAAGUUUGGUAUUUUCAAAACUGAUAUCGAACAAGAUAAAAACAAUCAAAAAGUUAAAAUUAAAGGUAAUGAAAUGAAUGGAUUACAGGACUCAUUGUCCAGAUGACUAUAUAUAACUAUAUAUAUCAUAGUAAACUUUGGAGUCUUUGAAUGGUGUAUCUCGUUACGCAGUUCGUAGUUGUCUAAUCUGUUAAGUUGAGUGACAUAAGUUGUAAACGGCUUGUUUUAGAUUGUACCACCGACUUUAUUUACCAAAGUUUUUCCCUACAAAUUAAUUGUUCUCAACUUGUUUCUAGGGUUCCUCUCCGUGGUUUACUUGUCAGUCUGCUAUCCCAUCAGCUCUUGCUACAGACCCUUGGUUCCAUUCUCCUCGACAACGCGGAAAGCGUCAUGGCUCAUAGUUCGAUGCUAGGCAGCCCGUCCUCGUCGUUAGAGAGCUUUAGUAAUGAAGCGCCUGAGGCGAGUCUUCCAGGCCUCUUAUCGUAUCUCUCACCCGCUAACCUUUCAGUGUUGUUUGAUUGCCUGAUGGAAUCACACAGUGUUGCGUAUGAGUUCAAUGCUCGACCUGGUCUGCGUUCAUUAAUACAGAAGCUUGCUAAACUGGACGCACCGGCCAAUCUCUUGCGGCAAUCUACCACUGCCUUUACUUGUUACCUUCACACGCUGUUUCAGAUUUGUAGACAUAGUGGAGAACACUUUUCCAGCUCGCAUAUAAAGCGUAUUUUGACUGGAGAUCGGGUUACUAACAACCAGGAAAAAGAAGACGAUGUAGCCAAAGAAGACGCGUCAGGAUCACCCGCGCGACAUAACGAUCUGCUGAAAGGUGAUCGUAACAUGGAUUGGAUUGUGCGGCGAUUGAACGAAGCUUGUGAUCAGCUAAGCAGCGUUUAUGUUCGUCUAUACAACCAGUACAAAAGUGACGCGCAAGGUAGCAUGACCUUUGAAGUUGAGCUUGAAAGAAGCAUGUCUUUGUCAUCCACCUCGUCACCAGCUCGCGAUGUGUCAAGCUGGAGCCACAACAACGGUUAUGCGGACAAAUCGUUGAGUUCUCCACUUUCGAAAACUUCCCCUACUUGGAGGAAAAUCCCAUCUUCGGAAAAAUUCCCGCGGGAUAUGAAAUCUAAGCACAUUCAACAGCUUCCCGAGGACGACAUGCGCAUGAUUGAGCUUGAAAGACAAUUCUUGAAGCGCAAAGAGGACGAACUGCUGCAAGUAAACAUAUGGACCAAUUUAGUUAUCACAAUGCUUGAACUUCUCUUAAAUUUACCAACACUACAGUUCAAGGCAGUCUUGCCAGCGGUCUUCCCCGCAGUAACAUGCUUGAUAUCUACCGGCGCCGACACCAAAGUCAAGCAGUUAGUUUGCGAAGUGGUGCGGCGAGUAGGGUCUAUAUAUGGCAUUUUAUAACGUCUUUUGUCAUUCAGUAAUGAGACUCCAUGAGGAGACAAAAACUUCUUUGAAAAACAAAGGAUAUUUUCAUUUGAGAUCGCCAGGUGAUUGAUAAAUUGGUUUAACCUAGAAAGUACGAAUUCAUAAGGGGUGGUGGCACCCAGCUAGAAAAUUUCUUUAAAAUUAAACUGAAUUGUUUGCUGGACGGAUAAUUAUACAAAUAGCUGACUAGCCUUACUUAAAAUCACCAUCAUGUAGAACAUAAAAACAGUUACAAAGGUGUCAUUAAUGCAGAAACAAGUAAUUGGACUGAACCUUGAGAUUCAAGUCGGGUUCACGUUUUCAAGCUUAUUUGGAUUCAGAGAGGAAAAAUCGGCCAAAAACCAUUCAUUAUUGUUUCCUUAGGUAGUGAACUGAUAUCUCUCUGCUUUUCCUAGUCGCCCUGCCUGCAGUGGUGAGUGUACUUUCACAAUUCCACAGAAGUAUGAGUUCAGAUAUGUUACAUUGUAGUUAACUGCCGCAGAAAUUUUGCAGAGCAUUAGCUCCCGCUACACUGGACAUUUAUGGGACCGUGUAAAUAAUCAAUGUGAAUUAGGAUUAAAUACUAAUGAUUGCUACUUAAACUACCGAUUGUUUCUCAAACGACCCCAAAAACCCUCGCCCGGAAACCUUUUGCCCGAUAGUCAUGAAAUGUCUAGAGAGUGAUGGUUCAACAAAGUUUUUGUCCUUUGUUGAGGUUACUGGCAAUAUAGUCAACUUUAGCCAAGGGUUGAGAGAAUUUUGAAUAAACUUUUCUCGUCUGCAGACAUGCACCUAAUUAAAAUGUGUAGUCACAACCAACCAAAACAGUCUAAAAAAAAGUAAACCCAAAUGCAUGUUUAAAUUUUAA
This is a messenger RNA of Porites evermanni, 33810 nucleotides long. The record is from the annotation of a GenBank genome assembly. Lineage: Eukaryota; Metazoa; Cnidaria; Anthozoa; Scleractinia; Poritidae.